AUGUCGCAGGAGCAGGAAAAACUCCAAGAGCGAAAGGCAGAAGUCGCGGAGCGCGGCGGCUUGGAAGCCCUGGAGAAGGACAUGGCGCCGCUGGGAAGAGCCGCGGACAAGCCCGUCACCAUGGGUGACGUCAUGCCCCAGGCCACCCUGAGGGACGAAGACGUGGGUCGGCCUGUGACUAAGGAAGACGCGGCUAAGCAGCAGAGCGCGGAGGAGAAAAUGAACGUUGAGAUACACUCUGGAGGGCCUGCGGCCACUCUGCAGUCUGCAGCGGAUAGCAACGUGCAGGCAGGGUUCGUGGGAGCGGGGCAGGGCAAGGAGGACUUGAUGGGGACCAAGUGA
Messenger RNA from Closterium sp. NIES-65, 342 nucleotides. The record is from the annotation of a GenBank genome assembly. NCBI's taxonomy places the organism in Eukaryota, Viridiplantae, Streptophyta, Zygnematophyceae, Desmidiales, Closteriaceae.